AUGACAGCUCAGGCGAAACUCGCAAGACGCGCGUCCAAGGCGGUGGCUGCAAGCAAGAAGGCAUCCAAGGAGGCGCCGUGUUUGCCCAAGUCCACCUCCGCCUCGCCGGGGCAGCGUGCCCAGGCUGCCUCAGCGCUUCUGCAGAGCACUGACCCUGUGCAGGUGUACCUGCGCACCGUCCCCACCCCGCUGGGGCCAUUUUCGCUUUAUGUGGAUGCCGAUGGCGCCGUCCGCUUCUGCCGCUGGCAGGGCAGCGCGCCUGGUGACGCCGCCGCACUUUUCACCGAGGCGCAGGAGGUGUGCGCGAUCAUUCAGUCCCGCUGGUACAAGAGCACGCCCGUGACGGUGGCGGGUGUGUCGGCCGACGGGGCGUCGGAGCUGCCGGGAGAACGCGCAGUGACGCUCAUGAGGAAUUAUUUCAAUCCUUCCACGGCGAAGACUGGCCGAACAGAAGAGUUGGAGCGCCUUCUGCUGCAGGUGCCGAUCAUCUAUCCGCCCACCACCGCCUUCAUGACGCAGACGUGGGCGACGCUGCGCCACACUGUUCCUUCCGGCAAGACCAUCUCCUAUAAGGGUCUGGGGGUCCGUGUGAAUAAGGCACUGAAUCUGCCUGCCUCAGCUGCAGUGGCGCCACGCGCCAUUGGUGUGGCCAUGGGGGCCAACCCCAUACCCGUCAUUGUGCCCUGCCAUCGUGUCCUAUCGUCGACGAACUCGCUAUGCGGGUACGGGCUCGGGCUGCGUUUCAAGGUUUGGCUACUACGGCACGAGCAGGCGGACGUUGCGGCCGACAAGCUGCGCGUAGGCGAAGAGGAGACCGCUGUGAGCACCGCGGCUUCUCGUCGUUGA
Messenger RNA from Leishmania major strain Friedlin, 846 nucleotides. RefSeq lists its product as hypothetical. NCBI's taxonomy places the organism in Eukaryota, Euglenozoa, Kinetoplastea, Trypanosomatida, Trypanosomatidae. Gene Ontology annotation, biological process: DNA repair. The record is from RefSeq and is a predicted model, not a curated record. The transcript has a single exon. Bases 1 to 846 code for a protein of 281 amino acids. Gene Ontology annotation, molecular function: methylated-DNA-[protein]-cysteine S-methyltransferase activity. Gene Ontology annotation, cellular component: nucleus.